UCUUUAUAAAAUGACCAGUGCAGCCUGAUUUCUGUAUAAAAUGAAUCUGUACAUCAUUAUAGAUCUUAAACAUAUAGAUGUGUACCUUUGCAAAAAAAAUUUAAAUAAAAUAAAAACAGACUACUGUCUUUUACCUUUGGGGGGUUUAUUAUUUUCUGAUUAGUCUAGAAAUAAAAGUCUGUUCUAUGCUAUAAAAAUGGCACAGGACCUACUACGUUUUCCAAAACACUUUGUAAAAUAUCUCGCCCUACCUAGUAUGGUAUUAAAAUAUGAAAAUAGAAGCAAACAAUUGAGUUAAUAAAAGACAAAUACAUUCUACUGAUGUGCCUCAAUCAUUUGAAAAACUAGCACAGUAUGUUAUUGGAAAGCAAACUUUGUGGCAAUUGGACACCAUUGCUCUAAAAGAGCAAUGGUGGAUUAUUUAGGGAUUAUUUAGCUCCAUUCAUUUCCAACAUGAACUCUGAUAAUCUUUCCUGUAUCUGUUGAUCCCCACAGCAUAAUGCUGCCACCACCAUGUUUCACAUUGGGGAUGGUUUGUUCAGCUAUGCAGUUUUCGGCUACACAGAAUGUGGCCCAUAGGUGUUAACUUUCCUCUCUUCUGGCCAGAGAAACUACUUACAGAUGUUUGCUGUGUGUCUGUCAUAGCUAAGUUGUAAAUUCCCAAUUGGACUUCUGAUGGUGAUCUGUCAACAACAGCUUUCUUCUUGCCAGAUUUGUGGAUUUACUGGUAAGUGGUUGUCAUGUAGACAGAUUGCCCUAGUCGCACUGUGGAUUUCCGAAGCUCCUCCAAAGUUACUAGGGACUUCUUGCAUGUUUCUAUGAUUGAUGCUCACAUGAACAGCCAGGUCUUAGUAGGUUUGCUGCUCUGACAUACUGUUUCCAAUUUUGAUGAAGAACCGUGCUUCAUAAUAUGCUGGAAAAUAUGGAUCUUGUUUUAUAACUUUGCCCUCCUUUAAAAUUCCUCAUAACUUUCACCUGACCUGUCCUCUCAGUUCCUUGGUCUUUGUAACACUCUUCGUUCUCUAAAGUUCUUAAAUAAGGCCUUUAAAUAAAAGGAUGGAUGCAAACUGGCUAUUGAUGCUAACUUCAAAAGUCACAUUUGAAUAAAAAAACCUUCUUUGAUCAUUGGCUGAAAUGACCAAAGAAGUAAUUUUGACCUAAGAAGUCAAUAAAUUACUUCUUUGGUCAUUUCAGCUAAUGACCAAAGAAGUCCAGCAUCCAUUGAGUGUCUAUUUUUAAUUAGGCAUUAUAUCCCUUUCUUAAUUCACUACCAUUUAGCACACUCUCUUAUACCAUUGUUCCCUUUCACUAAUAAGCAGCAUUCACAGUUCUACUUUUAACAGAUUUGGUAAAAACCUUUUCCAGUGUUUAAUGUCAGAGGUUAGCAUUUCUAGAUCCACAAUAAAGCAUCUUAAGUACUGCACACUUUACACUAGUGUUUAAUAAUGUGUUAAUGAGUCUUAUUACAGUUCCAUAGUGCAAAUGAAUUGUCCAUGGAACCCCAUAAGUAAAUCUGAACAGAAGAACACUCUGAAAUAUUCACCCAAAGCAAAUUGACCUCAGAAUCUUCAAGUUUUCAGGCUGUGUGAAUUCCCGCCUUUCAUGGAAGUGGAUGAAUCGCUGGUUUAUCUCUUUAAGGGAGUUAGGGUGUGGCACAAGAAUAUUCUGAUCAUCUGACUCUGUGUGAAAGCUGUGUGGACAGAUGCAGAAAUCUCCCCUCCCACUUUUUAUUUCUAGCUGUGUGGUUAAUCUUCCAGCAAAUGUUACUGGUCAUUCCUGAUGACUAACAUUCCCAGUCUAUCCACUAAUCCAACCUUGGCGGAGCUGACCUUUCUGUCAACAGCUUAUGACCAGUCAGAGCUGUCCCUCCCUUCAGGCAGGCAGUUUGACCCUUUGCCUUUUCCUGUGUGAGGGAGGACACAGCAUAUUUCCCAACAUUAUGUUGGCUAAUUGGAAGUUUUGCUCGCGUUGGCCCUGACAUUUCUGUUCUGUUGGCUUUCUGUUGUAUCCUGAAAGGCACAAAUCCCUCUCAGGAUACAACAUGACAAGCAGCACAAUGUGUUUAUGAGAAUAUAGACACAACAGUGGAUGCGACUUGUAGAUUUAGGCCAGCACCCUUCGUCCUAUAUAGACCAAAAUAUAAGAAGCGUUCCUGCACAAAGCGAGCCCCUCUGCACAGUUAACAUGUCUCAUUUCUUCUGCUCUAGUUUGUAUGUAGGUCAUCUGUAGUGGAGUGACAGUUCUACACUGCACUCAGUAGGUUUUAGCUAUGCAAUCAUUUGUUGCUUUGCAUUUCUGCCCGCUCUUAUCAGUCAUAGCAAUUAAAAUAAUCUCUCAAAUAGCAGAAUAACAACAAAAUAUAGGAUCUUGUGUGUUGGAACGGAAUUCAGCCAUUUUAAUGAUAAAACAGACAAUAUUCUAAAUUUUAUAAAUCUCAUCCUGAGGGUUAUCAUAAAAAAAAACUUGUGGAAGGUUUAAAAUAUGAAUAAAAAUCUGUCUUGAGAUUUGAGAAGAACCUGCCUUCAUAAUUUGUUUAGUAAUUUUACAUUAUGUUUGAACAAAUAUUAAGAAAAUGUGAUCAUUCAUAUGUGUUGACAUUAAAAUAACUAAAAAGGGUUUUAUCAAUAAUUCUUUCUGGAAAAUCUAAUUAAUUGAACUAAACGUUUUUACGUUUUAUAACUAACACUUCAUUGAGUAAAUCAUUCAGUGAUACAUAGUGGGGUGAUACAUUCUCAAGAGUAAAUUAAGUCAAGUUUAAAUUAGAUUUUGAGGUGAUUUUGUUUGUUUUUCUGACUUCUAAAUUUUAUUUAAAGAGCACCAUUUUAGUUCUGAAAGAACAUAUUUUAUUGUAUAUGUAAAUGACUCAUCAAUAUUAGGUGAACAUACAUUUUAGUGUGUAUUUUCUAUUAUCUUGUAUUGCAACAACACCAGUAUUGGACUCCAAAGUGAACUUGCCACUCACAAUAUGGCGGAUGCGAUGACGAACAAUUUCUACUGAUCCGGCCUCUUCUGUUGAGUCAUCAUCAGCUCAGCAGCGAUUUGUUGUACUUUUCCCUUCAAAGAAACCCUUCAUACCAUAUCAAUAUCGUCUGUUGGAAAAUCUGAAAUAAAGUCUACAGAUGCAUCAAAUGUCUGCCAAGGCUCCUCUCAGAUGAUCAACCACCCGAAGCAGAAGAAAUGCUGCAUCAUCUUCAGUGCCUCUCUGUGCAAGAAGCCAUCAAACCCGUCUACUGCAGAUACACAGGGCCACGUUUCAGUCUGCCUCGAUCAUGACACCCAGUGGGCAGCCAUGGCAGCUGAACUGGAUGUAGUGAACCUGUUCUUCAUUGCUGGAGCAACACUGGCUAUUCCCAUCCUGGCUUUUCUGGCUUCCUUCCUUCUUUGGCCAUCUGUACUCAUUAAAGUGUAUUACUGGUACUGGAGAAGGACUUUGGGCCUGCAGGUUCGCUAUGCAGACUGUGGAGGUUAUCGCUUCUGCUAUUCCUACAGAGGAAAACCUGGGAUGAGACCCUCCAUCCUGAUGCUUCACGGCUUCUCUGCUCACAAAGACAUGUGGCUGACUGUUGUCAAGUAUUUACCAAAGCACCUGCACAUCGUGUGCGUGGACAUGCCUGGCCACGAGGGGACGACACGCACCAACACUGAGGAUUACUCCGUUCAGGGGCAGGUCAGAAGGAUCCAUCAGUUUGUAGGAAGCAUUCACUUAAACAGAAAAGCGUUCCAUCUGGUGGGAACCUCCAUGGGGGGAAAUGUUGCUGGGGUUUAUGCAGCCUGCUAUCCCUCGGAAAUCUGCAGCAUGACUCUCAUCUGUCCCGAUGGAAUCAGACAUCCAUGUGAGACCAAAUUUGACAAUCACCUUCAAGAUCUGGAACACAGCAACUUCACACUGAACAUCCCGCUGAUCCCAACUACACCAGACGAGAUGGAGGACAUGUUCAAACUCUGUUCUCAUGUUCGCUUUAAAAUUCCUCAGCAGAUUCUUCAGGGAUUGGUUGAUGUGCGAGAACCUCACAACGCAUUUUAUGAAGAAGUUUUUAUGGAGAUCAUCGGUGAGAACUCAAGAUAUGCCUUACAGGAGCAUUUGCAUCUCAUAACCUCACCUUUACAAGUGAUUUGGGGCAAACAAGAUCAGGUGGUGGAUGUCUCUGGAGCUACAGUCAUUGCUGAGUUGGUGCCUGGAUGCAGGGUGGACUUGCUGGACAACUGUGGUCACUCUGUGGUGAUGGAGAAGCCGUGUCGGACAGCCAAACUUAUUCUGGAGUUUAUUAUCCUGCAGCAAACUGCAAAGAGCGGCACAAAGAAGUCUUCUUGAAUAUUUAAUGUUUCCAUUACUGUGUCACAGUUUUAUAAAGACUUCAACACGUGGCCCAAAAGGCAAGAAUUACAAUGUAGAGAUGUUUAUUGUUUUAAGGAACUGCAUUUUAUAAAUUACUUAAACUUGUUGUCAGUAGGUUUUGGAUAUUGCUAAGCUUUUGCUGGUGUGCCCGGAUGUUUCUGGCAAGAUUUACCCUAACUUUCAAAGAAUACAUUUCCUGCUCACAAAUGGAAAAAAAAAAAAAUCUCACUAUAAGAAAUAUCAAAACUGAUAUUUUAAAUUUUUUAAAUGUAAGUUUGUUUUUUGAUAAUGUUUUUCAUAUUAUUACUGAUAAACUGACAUAUGUGUAUAACAGCACAUCCUAUUUCACUCUCACCUAUUUCAGUUAAACUCAGUUUUGUGAAGCGAUUUAAGCUUGAUAUCCACUAUUGUACAUUCUGUGAAUAAAGUCCUAGGAAAAUCUU
Molecule: messenger RNA, 4779 nt
Organism: Xiphophorus hellerii (green swordtail)
Lineage: Eukaryota; Metazoa; Chordata; Actinopteri; Cyprinodontiformes; Poeciliidae
Gene: abhd6b
Product: abhydrolase domain containing 6, acylglycerol lipase b
Exons: 9
Coding region: 3152-4312 (386 amino acids)
Biological process (GO): acylglycerol catabolic process
Cellular component (GO): membrane; AMPA glutamate receptor complex
Molecular function (GO): monoacylglycerol lipase activity
Source: RefSeq, a predicted model, not a curated record